AUGGCGGGAUCAUCCCCGCGCAGGUUGGAGGCGCUCGCCCUGUGCUUCCUCGUGUUCCUGUUACCGGGCGUCUCCGGAUGUGGAGGCAACCUGACGGCUCCCACUGGAGGCCCCGUCACGUCACCGAACUAUCCCAGUAACUAUGGCAACAACCAGGACUGCGAGUGGCUGAUCAACGUCCCGGCAGGAAGCUUGAUCCGUCUCACGUUUGACAGCUUCGACCUGGAAGAAGAUUAUGACUUUCUGCGCAUCUACGAUGGAGCCAGUGCAAGUGCGGCGCUGUUACAGGAGUUAACGGGUCCGCAGUCAGUCAGCCCUAUCGCCAGCACAUCUAACGUGAUGUUCCUGAGGUUUACAUCUGACGACAUUGAAGCAAGACAGGGGUUCAAUUCCUCCUACACAAGUUACACGUCUGGUCAAUGCUGGGACCCUGGUGUGCCAGCCAAUGGGAUCAGGGAUAACAACAGUAACUUUACAUCAGGACAGACAGUCAGGUACACCUGUAUGGACGGGUAUUGGCUGCUGUGGGGGACUGCCAACAUAACCUGCCAGUCGAACGGGACUUGGAGUGGUGUUCCACCAACUUGUGGAGGAUGCCCCACGGUUGUCCUAUAUGGCGGCUCCGACACUCUGCAGGCCGGUAGGAUGACGUCCUACACCAUGACGGGAGACACCCACGGUGACCGGCCCGUGUACUACGGCAGCGUCACCUGCCACUACCUGUAUUACCACAAGCGUGCCAUGGAGUGGUUCGUGGGACCGCAGUUCAACCGCAGGGGCGUACGUGUCCGGGACUCCGCCCUCUACGCUGACCAGAUCAACGGGACGUUCCUUCUGUUAAACGUUAACGGCGGGGGGUGGGUAGAGAACCCGGAUGUGAAGAUCGCCUGCUCUGAUGACGUCCCAGCUGGCGCGGUACUUCCACAAUCGGUAGGGGGCGCUACAAACUGUACGAGGGUCCGUCUGCACGGCGGUGCCGACUACCAACCCUCCCUCAUGACGACCUACACCAGAACAGACCAGACCAAUGGGGGCAGACCUGUCUACGUUAGUGACACAAACAGCCAAAACUUUCUUCACUUUGUCGAAGACAUCAAGCAAUGGUGGGUGGGUCCCACGAUCGGAGAACGCAGCGGCAACGCUUAUGUCCAGAACUGCGCCAUGACACCUGACCAGAUCAGGUCACCGUGGAUUCUGUUUGACGGGAAUCAGCGGCAAGUCGUCAGGUCGGUUACUGCCAGCUGUGUCCGUAAGUACUUUACAUUAUAUAAAUAA
Messenger RNA from Branchiostoma belcheri (Belcher's lancelet), 1275 nucleotides. Its product is annotated as seizure 6-like protein. Bases 1 to 1275 code for a protein of 424 amino acids. NCBI's taxonomy places the organism in Eukaryota, Metazoa, Chordata, Leptocardii, Amphioxiformes, Branchiostomatidae. The transcript has 5 exons. The record is from RefSeq and is a predicted model, not a curated record.